AUGACUGUCGCCAGGGUGCUACACGUCGCGGCUCUGUUCCUGAUGCAAGGGGAUUUUCCAAGAGCUGGCAGUGAAACCAUAACUGUGAAGGAAGGAGAGGACCUGAAUCUCCGCUGCACCCUCAGCAGUGACGACGGUUCUGCUCGGCAGUGGUUAAACCCUCACGGGUUUGCCAUUUUUCUAAACACCCAGAAGGCUUUAAGAGACCAGAGGUACAAACUUAUCCAUUAUUCAAAGGAUGAAUUAUCCAUCCAACUGUCGAAUGUAACAGUGUACGAUGAAGGCGUAUAUAAAUGCUUCUACUACGGCAGCCCGUUCAAAAGCAAGACGACGACUGUUAAGGUGUUAGCUGCUCCUUCUAAUCCAGUACUGGGCGCAUCCCGAGACACAGAAAGAAGCAUUACAGUGUCUUGCUAUACCCAAGGAUGUAAACCACAGCCCCAGAUUACCUGGCUGUUGGACAACGGGAUAGAGCUCCCUGGUGACACUAAGCACAAGUUAGAAGCUGAUGGGAAGAAAUGGACCACAACCAGCAGGCUGACAGUCCUCGCCUAUGGGCCCAAUUCAACAGCCAGCUGCAUCGUUCGCCACCAAGCACUAAGAGAAGAGAAGCUGAUGGCGUCUUUCCAGUUUGAGGACCUCCCUAGGACAGUGACCACAGCAGUGUCAGAUCUGAAGAGCAGCACAGCCUCCGCUCCAAGCUACCCACAGCAUACUGGAUCCGAACAACCAACCAUCCCUUCUGCAGUACCAGAGGAUCCAGUAGUUACCAGCUCAGCAUCAACACCAACCCAGCAAAACCUCCCACCAGAUGUCACAUCUACUUGGACUGCAACAGCCUUCAAUGGCAAUGUCACAGAAGAGGAAUUUCCCAGAACAGAAGCCCCACUACCAAGCGAAAAUGUGACUGUGAUUUCCAUCAUCACCUUUGAGCAAGAUGUGAAAUCUGAAGGCAUCAAAAAGAAGGGGAACAAUCUCUUGCUGCCCAUCUUGGUGGCUGCUCUGAUUUUCGUGCUGCUCGUCAUUGUCCUGCUUUUCAUGCGGAAGCUGAAAAAAGCUCAUGGAGUGUGGAAGAGAGAAAAUGAUGUUUCAGAGCAGACACUGGAGAGUUAUAAAUCCAAAUGUAAUGAAGACAGUCCAGGCCAUGAGAAGAAUGGACAUGUUGUCAAUCAGAAGUCCAAUGUGCAAUACAUAACAGAAGGAUAUGUGGAAACAACACAGAAGAAUCCAAAAGACAACAACGCCGCAGUAAGCAAGAAACCAUUUGGAUGGGGAAAGGAAACGGAUGUAUAG
This is a messenger RNA of Egretta garzetta (little egret), 1293 nucleotides long. It is a transcript of the gene CRTAM, whose product is annotated as cytotoxic and regulatory T cell molecule. Gene Ontology annotation, molecular function: signaling receptor binding. The record is from RefSeq and is a predicted model, not a curated record. The coding region runs from base 1 to 1293 and encodes 430 amino acids. NCBI's taxonomy places the organism in Eukaryota, Metazoa, Chordata, Aves, Pelecaniformes, Ardeidae. The transcript is spliced from 11 exons. Gene Ontology annotation, biological process: cell recognition; detection of tumor cell; positive regulation of natural killer cell mediated cytotoxicity directed against tumor cell target. Gene Ontology annotation, cellular component: plasma membrane.